AUGUCUCGCCGCAAGCAAGGCAAACCCCAGCACUUAAGCAAACGGGAAUUCUCGCCCGAGCCACUUGAAGCCAUUCUUACAGAUGAUGAACCGGACCAUGGACCUUUGGGAGCCCCAGAAGGGGACCACGACCUCCUCACGUGUGGGCAGUGCCAGAUGAACUUCCCGUUGGGGGACAUUCUCAUUUUUAUCGAGCACAAACGGAAACAAUGCAAUGGCAGCCUCUGCUUAGAAAAAGCUGUGGAUAAGCCACCUUCCCCUUCACCAAUCGAGAUGAAAAAAGCAUCCAAUCCCGUGGAGGUUGGCAUCCAGGUCACGCCAGAGGAUGACGAUUGUUUAUCAACGUCAUCUAGAGGAAUUUGCCCCAAACAGGAACACAUAGCAGAUAAACUUCUGCACUGGAGGGGCCUCUCCUCCCCUCGUUCUGCACACGGAGCUCUAAUCCCCACGCCUGGGAUGAGUGCAGAAUAUGCCCCGCAGGGUAUUUGUAAAGAUGAGCCCAGCAGCUACACAUGUACAACUUGCAAACAGCCAUUCACCAGUGCAUGGUUUCUCUUGCAACACGCACAGAACACUCAUGGAUUAAGAAUCUACUUAGAAAGCGAACACGGAAGUCCCCUGACCCCGCGGGUUGGUAUCCCUUCAGGACUAGGUGCAGAAUGUCCUUCCCAGCCACCUCUCCAUGGGAUUCAUAUUGCAGACAAUAACCCCUUUAACCUGCUAAGAAUACCAGGAUCAGUAUCCAGAGAGGCUUCCGGCCUGGCAGAAGGGCGCUUUCCACCCACUCCCCCCCUGUUUAGUCCACCACCGAGACAUCACUUGGACCCCCACCGCAUAGAGCGCCUGGGGGCGGAAGAGAUGGCCCUGGCCACCCAUCACCCGAGUGCCUUUGACAGGGUGCUGCGGUUGAAUCCAAUGGCUAUGGAGCCUCCCGCCAUGGAUUUCUCUAGGAGACUUAGAGAGCUGGCAGGGAACACGUCUAGCCCACCGCUGUCCCCCGGCCGGCCCAGCCCUAUGCAAAGGUUACUGCAACCAUUCCAGCCAGGUAGCAAGCCGCCCUUCCUGGCGACGCCCCCCCUCCCUCCUCUGCAAUCCGCCCCUCCUCCCUCCCAGCCCCCGGUCAAGUCCAAGUCGUGUGAGUUCUGCGGCAAGACGUUCAAAUUUCAGAGCAACCUGGUGGUGCACCGGCGCAGCCACACGGGCGAGAAGCCCUACAAGUGCAACCUGUGCGACCACGCGUGCACGCAGGCCAGCAAGCUGAAGCGCCACAUGAAGACGCACAUGCACAAGUCGUCCCCCAUGACGGUCAAGUCGGACGACGGCCUCUCCACCGCCAGCUCCCCGGAACCGGGCACCAGCGACCUGGUGGGCAGCGCCAGCAGCGCGCUCAAGUCCGUGGUGGCCAAGUUCAAGAGCGAGAACGACCCCAACCUGAUCCCAGAGAACGGGGACGAGGAGGACGAGGAGGACGACGAGGAAGAGGAGGAAGAGGAGGAAGAGGAGGAGGAGGAGCUGACGGAGAGCGAGAGGGUGGACUACGGCUUCGGGCUGAGCCUGGAGGCAGCGCGCCGCCACGAGAACAGCUCGCGGGGCGCGGUGGUGGGCGUGGGCGACGAGGGCCGCCCCCUGCCGGACGCCAUGCAGGGCAUGGUGCUCAGCUCCAUGCAGCACUUCAGCGAGGCCUUCCACCAGGUCCUGGGCGAGAAGCAUAAGCGCGGCCACCUGGCCGAGGCCGAGGGCCACAGGGACACUUGCGACGAAGACUCGGUGGCCGGCGAGUCGGACCGCAUAGACGAUGGCACUGUUAACGGCCGCGGCUGCUCCCCGGGUGAGUCGGCCUCGGGGGGUCUGUCCAAAAAGCUGCUGCUGGGCAGCCCCAGCUCGCUGAGCCCCUUCUCCAAGCGCAUCAAGCUCGAGAAGGAGUUCGACCUGCCUCCCGCCGCGAUGCCCAACACGGAGAACGUGUACUCGCAGUGGCUAGCCGGCUACGCAGCCUCCAGGCAGCUCAAAGAUCCCUUCCUGAGCUUCGGAGACUCCAGACAAUCGCCUUUCGCCUCCUCGUCGGAGCACUCCUCGGAGAACGGGAGCUUGCGCUUCUCCACGCCGCCCGGGGAGCUGGACGGAGGGAUCUCGGGGCGCAGCGGCACGGGAAGUGGAGGGAGCACGCCCCAUAUUAGUGGUCCGGGCCCGGGCAGGCCCAGCUCAAAAGAGGGCAGACGCAGCGACACUUGUGAGUACUGUGGGAAAGUCUUCAAGAACUGUAGCAAUCUCACUGUCCACAGGAGAAGCCACACGGGCGAAAGGCCUUAUAAAUGCGAGCUGUGCAACUAUGCCUGUGCCCAGAGUAGCAAGCUCACCAGGCACAUGAAAACGCAUGGCCAGGUUCUUCACACACCCCCAUUCGGCGUAGUGCCCAGAGAGCUCAAGAUGUGUGGCAGUUUUCGGAUGGAAGCUCGAGAACCCUUAAGUUCUGAGAAAAUUUGA
Budorcas taxicolor (takin) is the source of this 2484-nucleotide messenger RNA. RefSeq names its product BCL11 transcription factor A (gene BCL11A). Bases 1 to 2484 code for a protein of 827 amino acids. Gene Ontology annotation, cellular component: nucleus. Gene Ontology annotation, molecular function: DNA-binding transcription factor activity; RNA polymerase II cis-regulatory region sequence-specific DNA binding. Gene Ontology annotation, biological process: regulation of transcription by RNA polymerase II; negative regulation of dendrite development. The record is from RefSeq and is a predicted model, not a curated record. Lineage: Eukaryota; Metazoa; Chordata; Mammalia; Artiodactyla; Bovidae. The transcript has 5 exons.